Molecule: messenger RNA, 1493 nt
Organism: Nycticebus coucang (slow loris)
Lineage: Eukaryota; Metazoa; Chordata; Mammalia; Primates; Lorisidae
Gene: GPN2
Product: GPN-loop GTPase 2
Exons: 5
Coding region: 191-1198 (335 amino acids)
Cellular component (GO): cytoplasm
Molecular function (GO): GTPase activity
Source: RefSeq, a predicted model, not a curated record
CUCCGUAUCCGCCUGUAGUUUCCCUUGCGUAGCGCGGGUCGGGGCUGUUCCUCCUUUGGCGAUCCCCGGUACCGCCGCUGGCAUCCGACGAAGUGCACGUCGGAGGUCCCCCGCCCCCAGUCUUAUCCCCCGCGUGGCUGUCCGUCCUGUUUUCCCGCUGACUUGCUGCGCUUCGGGGAGCGUUCUGCCCAUGGCUGCAGCCGCCCUGGCCACGGCCUUUGGGCAGGUGGUGAUCGGCCCGCCGGGUUCGGGGAAGACGACGUAUUGUCUGGGUAUGAGUGAGUUCCUGAGCGCGCUAGGCCGGCAAGUGGCGGUUGUGAACUUGGACCCGGCCAACGAUGGGCUGCCGUACGAAUGCGCGGUGGACGUAGGCGAGCUGGUGGGGCUGGGAGAUGUGAUGGACGCGUUGCGGCUAGGGCCCAACGGUGGCCUGCUCUACUGCAUGGAGUACCUGGAAGCCAACCUGGACUGGCUGCGUGCCAAGCUCGACCCCCUUCGCGGCCACUACUUCCUCUUCGACUGCCCAGGCCAAGUAGAGCUCUGCACGCAUCACGGCGCCCUGCGUAGCAUCUUCUCCCAAAUGACGCAGUGGGACCUCAGGGUGCGUCUCGGGAUGGGCAGGCCUAAUUUGAAUACGGAGGAACUAAGACAGGGAGGACAGAUGUCACACAAAGAGCUGACUGCUGUCCACCUGGUGGAUUCUCACUACUGCACAGACCCAGGCAAGUUUAUUUCAGUACUGUGCACCUCCCUCGCCACCAUGCUGCACGUGGAGCUGCCACAUGUCAACCUCCUUUCCAAGAUGGAUCUCAUUGAGCACUAUGGGAAGCUGGCCUUCAACUUGGACUACUACACAGAGGUCCUGGACCUCUCUUACCUACUUGAUCACCUGGCAUCUGACCCUUUCUUCCGCCACUACCGCCAACUCAAUGAAAAACUGGUGCAGCUCAUUGAAGAUUAUAGCCUGGUCUCCUUCAUCCCUCUGAACAUCCAGGACAAGGAGAGCAUUCAGCGAGUCCUGCAGGCUGUGGAUAAAGCCAAUGGCUACUGCUUUGGGGUCCAAGAGCAGCGAAGCCUGGAGGCCAUGAUGUCCGCCGCAGUGGGAGCAGACUUCCAUUUCUCCUCCACACUGGGCAUCCAGGAGAAGUACUUGGCACCCUCGGACCAGUCAGUGGAGCAGGAAGCCAUGCAGCUAUAGCAGCAGCUGGGCCGUGGAGAGCAGGAUGCAUAACCCAGCUAUGGAGAAAGUGGAGCCUCCUGGUAAGCACUGGACAGCUCAGCAAGCUGCAGACCCAGGAGCAAGUCCAGCAAGAGCUGAGAGGCUGGCAAGAGGUUACCUAGCUCUGCAAAAGGACUUCUGGUCAAAAACACAGACGUGGCACCAAGCAGAGCACCCACCACACACUCAGUGGUGCUCAUGCCAUCAGGAUGUUGAGCACUGGUUCCAUUCAGACUGUGAUGGAAUGCACUACAGUACAAGACUUUCCUUUCUA